Messenger RNA from Clunio marinus, 2897 nucleotides. The record is from the annotation of a GenBank genome assembly. NCBI's taxonomy places the organism in Eukaryota, Metazoa, Arthropoda, Insecta, Diptera, Chironomidae.
AUUGUCAUUUCUUACUACCAACCAUGAAGUUAUUCAUUUUAUUUGUAAUUCUUAUAAAUUUUUCUUUUAUUUUUGCCAUUGAACCAGUUGUUAUUGUUCAUGGUGGGGCUGGAAGUGUUGCAGAGUCAAGAUUUCCAGGAAAAUAUCGUGGAACUAUACUUGCUGCUAAGGUUGGGUAUAAUGUUUUAAAGGAAACUGGAAGUGUCUUAGAUGCAGUGGAGCAUGCUGUGAGAAGCAUGGAAUUAGACGAUGAUUUUAAUGCCGGUUAUGGAUCUGUCUUAACAAGAGAUGGUGAAGUUCAAAUGGAUGCUUGUAUAAUGGAUGGACGAACUAUGGACGUUGGAUCGGGCACAGGGGUUCAAGAUAUUUAUCAUCCAAUCACUUUAGCUCGUCGUGUCAUGGAAAAAACGCAAUACAAUUUUCUAGGCGCAACAGGUGCUAUGGAACUUGCCAAAUCAGAAGGAUUUUGGUUUCUUCCUAAAGAUGCAUUAGUCUCAGAUUUUGCUCGGGAUGGAUUAGAGAGAUGGAAGCAAAAUCAGUUAAUAAAUGCAACAGGAAAAGUUGAUAUUGGAGAAGGAAAUACUGUUGGUGCAGUAGCAAUCGAUGAAUUUGGAAAUAUCGCAGCAGCAACAUCAACAGGUGGUAUAACAGGAAAAAUGUCGGGUCGGAUUGGAGAUGCACCAAUGGUAGGAGCGGGAACUUAUAGUGACAAUAACUUGGCUGGAUUAUCAGCUACUGGUGAAGGAGAAGUGAUAAUGAAAGCAGUUCUUGUUUUUGACAUAUUAAAGAGAAUGGAAUAUUUAGGAGAAGAUAUUCAAACAGCAUCGAAAAUUGCGUGCGAUGAAAUGACUGCCAAGUUUAACGGAGAUGGUGGUGUCAUAGCAAUUGAUAAAAAUGUUCAUGGUGGUGCUGGUGACAUUCCAAUGUCAAGAGUGCAUGGAAAACUCAGAGGAGUGAAGCAAGCUGCUCAACUAGGAUUCUACGUUCUUAAUCAAACUGGUAGCGCAAUGGAUGCAGUGGAAGCGGCAGUGAAACACAUGGAAAUUGAUGAUUUCUUUAAUGCCGGAUAUGGUGCAGUAGUUACAACUGAAGGAACAGUUGAAUUGGAAGCAAGUGUAAUGGAUGGGAAUACAUUAAAAGCUGGUUGUGUUGCAGGGGUCAUUGACAUUAUGCACCCGAUAUCAGUAGCACGACGAGUCAUGGAAAAAACUCCACACAACUUUUUAGGCUUUCAUGGAGCUAAUCAAUUUAUUAAGCAGCAAGAAUUUGAAGUUCUUAAGCCUGGUUCGCUGGUUACAGAUUACGCACGUGAAGCAUUAGAAGAGUGGAAGGAAUGUCAAAGAUCAGGUGGACUUAAAUUUGCAAAGACCGAAAUUGGACGUCGACAUGAUGAGAAAAGUGAUACUGUUGGUGCAGUAGCAAUUGAUAGAAAUGGAAAUAUUGCUGUGGCAACAUCGACUGGUGGCAUUACUGGAAAACUUCCUGGUCGCAUCGGUGAUACGCCAGUAAUCGGAGGUGGCACUUAUUGUGAUAAUCGUUCUGGAGGUGUUUCCACAACAGGACAUGGCGAAACAAUCAUGAAAGCGUGUUUAGCACAUGAUAUAAUUAAACGUAUCGAAUAUUUGGGUGAAGAUGCGCAAACUGCAACUGAAAAAGCAUGUAAAAAUAUGACUGAACGUUUCAUAGGCACUGGAGGUGCAAUCACGAUUGAUAAAAAUUAUAAUGUUGGAAUAUCUUUCACUUCAAGACGAAUGGCUUGGGCUUAUCAGAAGAAUGAUCAAAUCCAUUACGGUAUUGAAAGAGAUGAUCAUAUGCAAGAAACUUUGCAUCUCAGUGAUCAUCAUUUCAAUAAAGAGAAGUGUGAUGAAGAUACUUUGUCACAAAUGAGAGGAAAAGCACGAAGAUUUGCAUUAGUGGAGCCAUGUCUGAUAGUUCAUGGCGGUGCAGGAACAAUUCCAGCAAGUCGAGAGGCUGGAAAAGUUAAAGGUGUAAAGAAAGCAGCAUGUGAUGGCUACAAAACACUUAUCGAGACUGAGAGUGCAAUUCAAGCAGUUGAAAAAGCAGUCAAUGUGAUGGAAUUAGAUGAAUAUUUUAAUGCUGGAUAUGGAUCUGUCUUAACAAGUGAUGGAAUUGUAGAAAUGGAUGCAAGCAUCAUGUGUGGAAGAACUUUAAACUUUGGUUGUGUCAGUCUUGUCACUGAUAUUCUUUACCCAAUUUCUCUAGCACGAAUUGUCAUGCGAAAAUCAAAAUACAAAUUCUUAUCAGAAGAAGGUGCCAGAAACUUUGCAAGACGACAUGGAGUUGGUAUUUUACAUCCACCAGGUCAACUUAAGACUGACUACACAACCGAUUUUAUGCAAAACUUUAUAAAUCUUCAGCAUUUAGCAAGCAGUAAUGGAAGAAAUCAAGAGAAAAUUUUCGAAGCUGUAGGAGAAACUGGAACUGUGGGGGCGGUAGCAAUAGAUUUAUUGGGAAAUAUAGCCGUUGCUACGAGUACUGGUGGGAUAGGAGGAAAACUUCAUGGUCGUAUAGGCGACACUCCAAUUAUUGGAUGUGGAACGUAUUGUGACAAUAAAUUUGGUGGAAUUUCUUCAACUGGCCAUGGAGAUAUUUUAAUGCGAGCAUGUUUAGCACAUGAUGUAAUUAAACGAAUGGAAUAUCUUAAUGAAAACAUUCAAAUAGCAUCACAAAAUGCAAGUAAGAACAUGCUAACAGAUUUCAAAGGAACUGGUGGUGUUGUGGAAUUAGAUUGUAAAGGAAAUGUUUCAGUUUUUUUUACAUCACAACGAAUGGCUUGGGCUUAUCAGGAAGAGUUAUCACUUCAUUAUGGCAUCAAGAAAAAUGACCAUUUCGAACAGAAUAUUGACGAUUACAUUGAUUUAGAAUACGAAGAAUGA